CGUAUGAGGAGAAAUCAGGGGUGAGUGAAAGAAAGUGUUGCAAACUUUCUCUCCUUUUCUCUGCCCGAAAAGAAAGUCACAUUGGACACCUAAUUACGCAGCCUUGUUGUCACAUGUACAGUCCAAUCCGUCCAGCUGUUCCCUUCUUUUCUUCAAAUCAGUGCAAAAAUAGGUCAUUUUCCAUAAUCUACAUCCUACUUCAAAAUCAAUAGUGGCCAAAAAAUGAUUAGUGGAGGAAAUAUUGGAGGAGACACGGAGGAAGAUGAUAAUUUACUCACUACUUCGUCAUUCCGGAACGAGACCCCGACCUGCUGCAUCCCUCAGCCUCAAGGAAUAAGAAUCAUUGGGGUCAUUUCUUGCGUGUCUGGUUUGUUCAUCACUUGCCUCACUUUCCUGUGCAUGCAUUUGCAUGGAAAAGAUGAGGAGGGUCUUGGUAAGGUCGACCCCACUCGUUACCUACUCUUUACCGGUCUCAGCUCUGCUCUGGUCUCAAUUUGGCUUUUAUGCAAAGAGGGCAGUCAUACGGCGACAAAAAUCUGGACUCUAGUUCACAUGCUUUGUGCGAUGGUUUCAAUCAUUAUGUUCAGCAAACUGUUGGCUGAAACCAAUUUUGAUCGAUUGAUGCAAGUUCUUUUAUCCUUGGCUGGACUCAAUUUAUGCAUUGUCAUAUUCAGUAUUUUGGUCAUGAUUGAAUUUAUUUUGCAUCCAAGUACGCCAAAAGAUUUUUGAGUUAUACAUAUUUACACUUGCUACGGAUUAUGGCAUAUAUGUAAGUAUGUAACACAUAUCUAUGUAUGUAGCUACAAUGAUAAAAUUUUUAUUUCGACAUAAUCCCCCAAGGUUUAGACUUUAAAACUUCGAUCACAAAGGUCAAAAGUAUAGCCGACAGUAUGACAGGUUGGCCAAACUGUUUAUAUGCAAAUGUAUAUUUCAGUUUUCGAUUUUUCGCAGCGCUUUUAGACCUUAAACCUGUCCUUGGCGAAAAAAUAUCAUGGCCAAGCAAAUCAAAAAAAUCGUACACGGCCAAACGGGAACUCAAUUUUCUUCUAGGGACAAGUCGCAUCGGCAUCCGAUAAAAAAUACUGCAAAGUAAAAAAAAUAUAUUCACGAAGUUUUUUGGCCGCCUCAAAUUUUUUCAGACAUAAUUGUCCCCUUUUACCUGUCUAAGACAUUAACAAUCGUCAACGAGGAUUUUGUCGGCAGAUAAGUACUUUUGACCUUUGUGAUCAAAGUUUUAAGUUUACACUUGUGGGAUCAUGCCGAAAUUUACAGUAACUCAUACUAAUUACUAAUACUUAUUUAAGUUGACUGAAAAAAUAAAUGCACUCAUGAAAUAUAAGUAA
This is a messenger RNA of Folsomia candida, 1343 nucleotides long. RefSeq lists its product as uncharacterized. The coding region runs from base 223 to 729 and encodes 168 amino acids. NCBI's taxonomy places the organism in Eukaryota, Metazoa, Arthropoda, Collembola, Entomobryomorpha, Isotomidae. The record is from RefSeq and is a predicted model, not a curated record. The transcript is spliced from 3 exons.